AUGGCCGGCUGUCGACGGUCAGUAGGCUGUGGGCGGCAUGAUUUGCUCGACACCCUCAAGAUCACACCACCAACUCCGUUUGCUGAACAAGACUUCUUGACCGUGUACUUCAAGGAUAUCUACAAACCAAUUCCCAACGUAUACAAUCUUGUGCUUGCGAUGUUGUGGCGUCAUCCUGAGAACGUUGAGCUUGACAAAGUGAAGGUUGUCCAUUAUUGUGCUGCGGGGUUGAAGUCGUGGCGGUACACAGGCGAGGAACAGCACAUGGAUCGGGACAAUAUCAAGAUAUUGGUGAAGAAGUGGUGGGAUAUCUACGAUGAUGAGUCAUUGGAUUACAAGAAUAUCGUUGCAAGAGAUGAAGCGGUGAAGCAAACGAAAUGGGAUCGCUUCCUUGCGGCGUUGGCAGAGGCCGGAGCUUUUUGCUUCAUAACCGCCCCAACGGCAGCCUAG
Eucalyptus grandis is the source of this 450-nucleotide messenger RNA. RefSeq names its product galactinol synthase 2-like. Gene Ontology annotation, molecular function: glycosyltransferase activity. The transcript has a single exon. The record is from RefSeq and is a predicted model, not a curated record. Lineage: Eukaryota; Viridiplantae; Streptophyta; Magnoliopsida; Myrtales; Myrtaceae. Bases 1 to 450 code for a protein of 149 amino acids.